AUGAUACAAGUAAAAGAAGAAAAAGAGGAGGAGGAAGGAGGAGAAGGCAGUAGGAAGCUAAGGAAUAGAGUGUGGAACCUAAGGAGUAGGGAGCGAGAGGAUCAAGUUUGGUCCAUGGGGAUGGCAAUGGUUCACACUUCCAAAGACAAUAUUUAUCGGCAAAGCAUCCAUGGUCAGCUACAAGUCAACCACAAGAAGGAAUUACCUUUUACCUUCUUUUCCUCCAAUACAAUGGGUUGUUGCCAUGGGCAACGCAGGCAGGGCCUACUUUUGCGCAGGCGACGACAGCAACCCGCCUCGGGAGGGGGCGGUCUUUCCUACUGCGUGACGUCCAAUGCUCGGCCCCCUGCAUUGCUCCCGGGCCUCUGUUCUUCUCACCUGCUCGCACCCACUCCGCUCCAGGGGCCUCUCAAA
Molecule: messenger RNA, 414 nt
Organism: Gryllus bimaculatus (two-spotted cricket)
Lineage: Eukaryota; Metazoa; Arthropoda; Insecta; Orthoptera; Gryllidae
Source: the annotation of a GenBank genome assembly